This is a messenger RNA of Darwinula stevensoni, 1424 nucleotides long. The record is from the annotation of a GenBank genome assembly. NCBI's taxonomy places the organism in Eukaryota, Metazoa, Arthropoda, Ostracoda, Podocopida, Darwinulidae.
UGAUUUCGGAUUCUCAACUAAUAUCUCGUUUCAGUGUUGCCUUUUGGCAACACUGAAACGAGAUAUUAGUUCUAAACCCACCUAAGCGCGGCUAACGAACAUAGCAUCUUACUGGACGUAUUUUAAUUCGUGAAAAUUAUGACAUGCCUAACGUUGAACCCAGACCUCAUUGAGGACCAGUGACAUUCAGUGGAAGGAUGAGUGGGGAUCAGAACUCCUUGCCAUGGCUCCUACAUCCAACAUCACCUGAAGUGAAAAACUGGAUGCGUGAGGAGGCAAGGAAAUGCUUGGAAGCAAGAGAUAUGCAGGGAGCUGCCAAGGCUGCUGCAAACAUCCAUUCCCUUUCCUUCAGAUCCAAACACAUCAACCAAAGUCGACAGAAGUUCCUAAAAGAGAAUGAUUCUAUUCGGAAUAGCCUGACAAAAGCAGAAGAGCUUGGUGUCCCAUAUAAGGAUGACAUUAUGGAAUUUGCUUGGGAAGGAGAUAUAAUUGAGAAGUUGAAGGAGUCCAUAGAACCAGACUGGACAGUGGUGCAGUUGACUGUGUUGUCAAAUCCAGUGAUGGAUGGAGAUGAGAGGGAGCCUCAGUUGCUGUUGACUCGAAUCUCCCAUAAUGCACCCCCUCUUGUCCUUCAUAUUCCAUCCCCCACCCAUAAAGGGAAGCCUUUGUUGUUUUCCAAGAAGUGGCAGAAACUGCAGGAAACCAACAUGGUCAUCAAUAGUUCUAAUUCCACCAGGGACAAGCAUACAGAGAAGCUCAAGAAGGAGAUCUGCUUUGAUUUGAAUAUAAUGCUACGGGAUAUGGAGGAAGUGUGGUUGGACUCUUGGAUGGGAGUGUUCCUGCUGGGGAAGCCACUGGAUCGGCGUCUGGCUGUUCAGGUCAAGGCCAUGGAGAACUUCCUCUCUAAACCACUGCACACUUUGAAUAGUAAAGGCCUCCAUGAGAUCUUCCAUCAAUUACUAUGGGCAGCAGAUAGCCUGACCAAGGAAAGCCUGACCAAGGCCAUAUCAGCCAUCCUUGGGUCAUCUGAAGUUGAUGGUGCUGUGGACCAGCUUCUCUAUCGCAUCGAUCAAAUGAAAGACCGCCUUCCCAAAGCAGCUCAGUUCCAAUCUGUAGCCAGGGGGCCUGUGAUUCUUGUCUUGGAUGAGAUUGUGCAGGCAUUACCAUGGGAGAGUAUUCCAAUGCUCAAGGAACAGCCAAUAUGUCGAGCCCCUUGCCUUCACUACAUUGCUCUCAGGGGAUCCCAGCAUUACACUAUCAAUUCAGCAAAGGCUUACUACCUCAUCAACCCCUCUCGGAAGUUCUGUCUCACAGCUGGAAUCAAAAAGAUGUUAUGGGUGGAAGAGUAUGUGAAGAACGGGGUCUUCCGCCCUUUUACAAAAGAAGAGAAGGAGGAAAUAUACUGUUUACUCCUGAGGUGUUAA